AUGCGGAGAAGCAGACACAAGAUGGCGGCGAGCGGCGGCGCGGCGCGGCGCUGUUGGUGGAGCGGCGUGGGGCUGGCCCGGGCGGUGCGUGGUGUCUGCGGGAGCGGGAAGGCGACGGCGGCUGUGCGGGCGGAGGAGCUGGCGGAGCGGCUUCGGAAGAGCAACGAACAACAGCGAGAGAUCCCCAAGGACCCGACACAGCGAUGGCUCCGGGAACUUGCUGCACUGAGCCAGCAGCUGCAGCAGGUUCACCCCAACGUCCUGGCCAAGAUCCUUAAGCAGAGAACUGUAUACCAGAGUGAGGAGAUUGUGGUGAUAGACAAACCCUAUGGGCUCCCUGUGCACGGUGGCCCCGGCAUCAAGAACUGCAUCGCUGAUGUGCUGCCCAUUUUGGCCAAGAUGCUGGAGAACAUGAAAGCUGAGCCCCUCCACCUCUGCCACCGUCUGGACAAGGAGACCACGGGUGUGAUGGUGCUGGCACGGAGCAAGGAGGCAGCGGAGAAGAUCCGUCUGCUCUUCAAAACACGUCAGGUGGAGAAGAUCUACUGGGCAAUCGUCCUGGGGGACCCAGACCCUGUUGAGGGCAUUGUGGAGAUCCCCAUUGUGGAAAAGGAGGUGCAGAGCAACCAGUCCCACUACAAGAUGACGCUGGCUCCCAACUACCGCCUGUGUCCGGAGGAUGGGAAGGUGAUGAAAAUCCGCAAGAACAGGAACGCUGAGAGGGCAGUGACUCGGUACCGCAGGCUGGCCGGUGCCUCUGCCUGCUCGCUGCUGGAGCUCCAGCCCAUCACUGGGGUGAAACACCAGAUCCGGGUUCACCUGGCCUAUGGCUUGGGAUGCCCCAUCCUGGGGGAUCACAAAUACUCACACUGGAGCAAACUAGCGCCCCAGAAGCUUCCCGAGCUCACCCUGAGGAGGCUGAAGCUGGAACAGAGCAAGGCUCGGCGCCUGCCCAUGCACCUGCACGCCCACCGGCUCUGCCUGCCCCUGGGCCAGCCCUUAGACUUUGUCUGCAAACCACCACUCUUCUUCCAAAAAACUCUGAGGAAGCUAGAGCUGGACAUCCCUAAGAACUGAUGAGGCAGGUCUGGAAUGGUGCCAUGUAUCUCCACAUCUCCAGCACGUGCCAGCAGCUGUGCCCACCUUCGAGCCAGUGUGGGGUGAAGCCUACAGUCUCUGUGCUCGUGCUGAUGUUGCUGGAUUCAGAGUGGGUGCCUACAUGGUCUUCUGGCCCAGGAAAGCAGCUGGACUCACUGAAGAGCCUCUAGUUGAGAUGAACAAGGCUGGCCAGAAGUUGGGCUUUGCCUCAUUUGUGUUUUGAACUUGCCUCCAGGCAAUAAAAGCUCCAGUUUUCUUGAGGGAAAGUGUUCUGUGUCUCUGUGCUCUGGCCAGGUGGGACUCAGUCCCUGUGUAGGUUUCAGCAGACCUGGUUGCAGAUUUUGGAACUGUCACUUGUCUCUCCAGAGUUGUUUAGCUCAGAUUUGGAGAGUCCCUUUAUUGGAAAAUCCAUCAAAAGUGCAAUUUGGCAGUGGCUCUGGUAUUUUUUAUUUUUUAUUUUUUGCUGUGCUGGGAGACUGCACAGGGAGUUCCUUGGCUUGGCUGGGCUGAGCAGCUCUGAUACUGGCCCUGAUCUGUGCUGCCAGCAGCACUGGUGUGGGUUUCUCAGUACUGUGCUGCUGGGAAACUUCUGUCCCACUGCUCCUUCAGUUACCCUAUCCCUUAUUUCUAGAACCCCUUAUUGGCAUCCCCCGCCCUUGGGAGAUUUCCUUGGAGCCAGAUUGUUCCCCCUGUGCCCUGAAAGGAAGGCAAGAGGAGGGUUGAUGAUCUGGGAAACUGCAGCUGAUGUUCUGCUUCAAAAUUACCUCACUUGGUGUCUCCUGACCUGUCUAAGUAGCUUGGGGCUGGGCAGUGGGAUGUUCUCUGGCCUCUAGCUGGUUUGGGUGCUGGAAAGGGCCUUUUGUACCCUAAGGGCCCACCGCGUAUCUGGCUGGGGCUUCUAGCUGUGGGAGGGCCCAUUCCCCGGGCUCCCUGCUGAAAAUAGCU
Molecule: messenger RNA, 2043 nt
Organism: Cinclus cinclus
Lineage: Eukaryota; Metazoa; Chordata; Aves; Passeriformes; Cinclidae
Gene: RPUSD4
Product: RNA pseudouridine synthase D4
Exons: 7
Coding region: 1-1077 (358 amino acids)
Biological process (GO): pseudouridine synthesis
Molecular function (GO): pseudouridine synthase activity; RNA binding
Source: RefSeq, a predicted model, not a curated record